Medicago truncatula (barrel medic) is the source of this 618-nucleotide messenger RNA. RefSeq names its product 40S ribosomal protein S19-2. Gene Ontology annotation, biological process: ribosomal small subunit assembly; translation. Gene Ontology annotation, molecular function: structural constituent of ribosome; RNA binding. The transcript has 3 exons. Bases 1 to 453 code for a protein of 150 amino acids. Gene Ontology annotation, cellular component: ribosome; cytosolic small ribosomal subunit. The record is from RefSeq and is a predicted model, not a curated record. NCBI's taxonomy places the organism in Eukaryota, Viridiplantae, Streptophyta, Magnoliopsida, Fabales, Fabaceae.
AUGACUUUGGAGAUCAUUAAAGUUGCUCUAAAGACAAAGAAACUCAAUUACUAUACGUUUGAUGUGGACUAUGUCAGAGCUGCUUCCAUUGCAAGGAAGAUCUACUUGAGGGGUGGACUCGGUGUUGGUGCAUUCCAGAGGAUUUAUGGUGGAAGCCAGAGGAAUGGCAGUCGCCCACCUCAUUUCUGCAAGAGCAGUGGUUCCAUUGCUCGCCACAUUCUUCAACAGUUUAGCAGUUGUUCAUGCUAUUAUGCAUCCGUGUGUUUUAUUUAUAUUGUGAUUAGGAUUUGCUUAGAAAUAGUUUCUGCAUCGUCCCUUUGUAUCAUGUUUUUAACAUUGGUUUUUUUUGUAUCACAGUGGCAGGAAGAUCACUUCCAGCGGAAGGAGGGAUUUGGACCAAGUUGCUGGACGUAUUGUUAUUGCUCCUUGAUCUGUAAACUGCUUCUAGGUUGAGUUGUGUUUUGAGAUAUGUGAUGAUAACAAAGAUAAUAUGCAAUUUUGAUUUUAGUCAUUGAGUGGCUUAUGUAUUAGACUUGUUCAAUGCUAUGUUGCUUUUUAGUCUUUUAGUUUGUCUUGUCACAUUUUAUUCACUGGAUUUUUUGGAAUUUCACCCUUAAA